This is a messenger RNA of Sinocyclocheilus anshuiensis, 6939 nucleotides long. RefSeq names its product cytoskeleton-associated protein 5-like. Lineage: Eukaryota; Metazoa; Chordata; Actinopteri; Cypriniformes; Cyprinidae. Gene Ontology annotation, biological process: microtubule polymerization; spindle organization; establishment or maintenance of microtubule cytoskeleton polarity. The record is from RefSeq and is a predicted model, not a curated record. Gene Ontology annotation, molecular function: microtubule plus-end binding; microtubule plus end polymerase activity. Bases 133 to 6177 code for a protein of 2014 amino acids. The transcript is spliced from 46 exons.
CCUGUCUCCCCGCCCUCGGAGGCGUUUCAAAGCCUGGAGAGUAAUGACCAAAUAUCGGUCCCAGCUGAUGAAGAUCGCCCUGUCUUCCCUCUCUGAAAGCAGCUGAAUAGAUAAGACAGACAGAAAAUAGCCAUGGGGGACGACAGUGAAUGGAUGAAGUUACCCAUGGACCAGAAAUGUGAACACAAGAUUUGGAAAGCGAGAUUAAAUGGAUACGAGGAAGCGUUGAAGCUCUUCCAUAGGAUAAAAGACGAGAAGAGCCCAGAAUGGGGCAAAUACCUUGGACUUAUCAAGAAAUUUGUAACGGAUUCAAAUGCCGUAGCUCAACUCAAAGGGCUGGAGGCAGCACUUGCUUUUAUCGAGAAUGCACAUGUGGCUGGCAAGACAACAGGGGAAGUGGUUUCUGGAGUGGUCGGCAAAGUCUUCAACCAGCCCAAAGCACGAGCCAAGGAGCUGGGGACUGAUAUCUGCCUCAUGUACAUAGAGAUUGAGAAGGCAGAGGUGGUCCAGGAUGAGCUGAUCAAAGGACUGGAUAACAAGAACCCCAAGAUUGUUGUCGCUUGCAUUGAGACGCUAAGGAAAGCACUUUGUGAUUUUGGAUCGAAGAUCAUUACUCUCAAGCCUGUAGUGAAAGUGUUGCCAAAACAGUUUGAGUCUCGAGAAAAGGCAGUUCGAGAUGAGGCCAGACUGCUGGCGGUGGAGAUCUAUAGAUGGAUCCGCGAUGCUCUGCGAACUCCCCUCCAGAAUAUCAACUCUGUACAGUUGAAAGAGUUGGAGGAAGAAUGGGUGAAACUGCCAACUGCAGCUCCUAAGCAGACCAGGUUCUUGCGCUCUCAGCAGGACCUCAAGGCCAAGUUUGAGCAACAGCAGGCUGAAGGAGGAGAUGAGGUUGAUGGAGACGAUGAUGAUGAGGCUGAAGCUGCUCAGGUGGAUCCUUACGAGCUUUUGGAAGCUGUCGAGAUCCUUUCUAAACUUCCUAAAGACUUCUAUGAAAAAAUUGAAGCGAAAAAAUGGCAGGAGAGGAAGGAAGCAUUGGAGGCAGUGGAGGCUUUGAUUAAGAACCCAAAACUAGAGAGCGGAGACUAUGGGGACCUGGUUCGAGCUUUAAAAAAGGUUAUUGGGAAAGAUGCCAAUGUGAUGCUAGUGGCCAUGGCAGCCAAAUGCUUGGCUGGACUGGCAGCAGGAUUGAGGAAAAAGUUUGGGACAUAUGCAGGUCUUGUGGUGCCAACCAUCUUGGAGAAGUUCAAGGAGAAGAAACCUCAGGUGGUUCUGGCCUUGCAGGAGGCCAUUGAUGCGGUCUUCCUUACUACAACCUUGCAAAACAUCAGUGAGGAUGUUCUGUCAGUGAUGGACAACAAGAACCCCUCCAUCAAGCAACAGGCUUCACUGUUCCUCGCCAGAAGCUUCCGUCACUGUACCCCGAGCACGUUGCCAAAAAUCGUUCUGAAGCCCUUCUGUGCAGCGUUCCUCAAGCAAGUGAAUGAUUCUGCUCCGGAGGUCAGAGAUGCUGCUUUUGAGGCUUUGGGGACGGCCAUGAAGGUGGUAGGGGAGAAAGCAGUCAACCCAUUCCUGACUGAUGUUGACAAACUCAAGUUGGACAAGAUAAAAGAAUGUGCUGAUAAAGUGGAGCUUGUUGGAACGAAAGGAGGAGGCGGUGGAGGAGAGAAGAAAGCGAAACCUGCUGCAAAAGCACCUCCACCUGUUGAAGCACCUGCCAAACCAUCCGGGCCUCCUAAGAAAGCUCCUCCUGCAAAGACUGCAGGACCUCCCAAGAAGGGCAAACCAGCCUCAGCUCCGAGUGCAAAGUCCAAGAAAGCUCCAGACACAAAGGAAAUUGUCGAGACUGAGUUGUCUCCGGAAGUGUGUGAGGAGAAGGCUGCCGCUGUGCUCCCAGCCUCCUGUAUGCAGCUGCUGGACAGCUCUAACUGGAAGGAGAGACUUGCUAGCAUGGAAGAGUUUCAGAAGGCUGUGGAGCAGAUGGACAAAUCUGAAAUGCCAUGCCAGGCUUUAGUCAAGAUGCUGGCUAAGAAACCUGGAUGGAAAGAGACCAACUUUCAGGUAAUGCAAAUGAAGCUCCACAUUGUGGGUUUAAUCGCACAAAAGGGAUCGUUCUCAAAGACGUCAGCAUUGGUGGUUUUGGAUGGUCUGGUUGAUAAGAUUGGAGACGUGAAGUGUGGAAGUAAUGCUAAAGAGGCUCUCACUGUGAUCGGGGUGGCCUGUUCUUUGCCGUGGACUGCUGAACAGGUUGUCUCGAUGGCUUUCGCUCAGAAAAAUCCUAAAAACCAAGCAGAGACUUUGAACUGGUUGGCCAAUGCCAUGAAGGAGUUUGGAUUUGCAGGAAUAAAUGUCAAGGCAUUCAUCAACAAUGUCAAAACUGCUCUGGGUGCCACAAAUCCUGCUGUGAGGACCUCAGCAAUCGCUCUGUUGGGAGUUAUGUAUCUGUACAUGGGCGCUCCCCUGCGCAUGUUCUUUGAAGACGAAAAACCAGCCCUCCUUUCACAAAUUGAUGCAGAGUUUGAAAAGAUGCAAGGUCAGUCUCCUCCUGCCCCCAUACGUGGCACCAAAAAAGCAGGAGCGGAUGAGGAGGGAGAUGCAGCUGAAGAAGAGGAGGUGGACAGCGGAGCCGGAGACAGUGUGGACGUGCUGCCCAGAACUGAUAUCAGUGAUAAAAUCACAUUGGACAUGGUGUCAAAGAUCAGCGACAAGAACUGGAAGAUCAGGAAGGAGGGGCUUGAUGAGGUGGCAGCCGUCAUUUCUGAGGCCAAAUUCAUCCAGGCUAACAUCGGCGAGCUGCCAAUGGCAUUGAAGGGCCGUCUCAGUGAUUCCAACAAACUACUGGUCCAGCAGGCUCUCAAUAUUCUGCAGCAGAUAGCUACUGCCAUGGGCCCGUCUCUCAAGCAGCAUGUCAAGAACAUGGGAAUUCCAGUCAUUACGUUUCUUGGUGACAGCAAGGCUAAUGUACGUGCUGCUGCCUUGUCAACACUGAACGCAUGGGUGGAGCAGACUGGAAUGAAGGAGUGGCUUGAAGGAGAGGACCUAUCAGAGGAGCUCAAAAAGGAAAACCCCUUCCUCAGACAGGAGCUGCUGGGCUGGCUUGCUGAGAAGCUGCCCACCCUGCGUACAGUGCCUACAGACCUCAUGCUGUGCGUGCCUCACCUGUACACCUGCCUGGAGGACCGCAGCGGAGACGUGCGCAGAAAAGCUCAGGAUGCACUUCCCUCCUUCAUGAUGCACCUGGGCUAUGAGAAGAUGAUCAAGGCUGCUGGCAAACUGAAGCCGGCGUCAAAGGACCAGGUGGUUGGCAUGCUGGAGAAGGCCAGGGCCGUGAUGCCAGCCAAGCCUGCAGUUCCUGUCAAAGCUGCAGCUUCCAAACCCGCCUCCAGUGCCCCUGCUGCCAAACCAGCCUCAGCUCCAGCCAGGAACCAAAGUCCCAGUGAAGAUUUUAGUGAACCAGAACCCAAACCAGACACUAAGAAAGCUAAACCAGCAGGUCCUGCGGCUAAAAAGGGUGUUGUGGGUAAGAAACCUCCAGUUAAGGCUGGUGCAAAGGAUGAGGAGGACAAAUCUGGUCCCAUCUUCAUCCACGUUCCCAACGGCAAAGAGCAGAGGAUCAAGGAAGAGAAGACAUUAAAGAUUCUCAAGUGGAACUUCACGACUCCUCGUGACGAGUACGUGGAGCAGCUGAAGGCUCAAAUGUCGACAUGUCUGGCCAAGUGGCUCCAAGACGAACUUUUCCACUUUGACUUUCAACGCCACGUAAAAGCUAUUGGAGCCAUGAUUGAGCACAUGGCGCCAGAGUGCGAGGCUGUGAUUAGCUGUCUAGACCUGAUAUUGAAGUGGUUUACUUUGCGGUUCUUUGACACAAACACUAGUGUGCUGAUGAAAGCCCUGGAGUUCCUCAAGCUGCUCUUCACCAUGCUGAGCAGGAAGAACUACCAGCUCAAUGACUAUGAGGCCUCAUCUUUCAUCCCCUACCUGAUCCUCAAGGUUGGAGAGUCAAAAGAUGUGGUGCGUAAAGAUGUCAGAGCUAUUCUGACAAUGUUGUGUAAAGUCUACGCGGCCAGUAAAGUCUUCCCCUUCCUUAUGGAGGGGACCAAAUCAAAGAACUCCAAGCAGAGAUCUGAAUGUCUUGAUGAGCUCGGCUGCCUGAUUGAGAACUUCGGUAUGAAUGUGUGCCAGCCGACUCCAGCCAAAGCUCUUAAAGAAAUCGCCGUUCACAUUGGAGACCGUGACACUACGGUCCGCAACGCUGCGCUCAAUACAGUCGUGGCCGCCUACAAUGCUUGUGGAGACCAAGUCUUCAAACUCAUUGGCAAACUGUCUGAGAAAGAAAUGAGCAUGCUGGAAGAGAGAAUCAAACGAUCGGCCAAGAAGACGCCUGCAGCCUCAGCCAAACAGGAGAGACCACAGAGAGAGCAUCCUGCAAAUCCCAAUGCAACCUUCCUGCGCAAGCCUGCUCAAGAGGAAGUGCCCAACAAGCUCAAAAUAAUGUAUCGCACUUACAGGAUUCAAGCUCGGGCACAGAAUGCUCACUUGGAGCAGUCAGCUCCGUCCAUCCCAAAAGAGUUUCAGCUGGAUCUGGAUGUGUUCGAGAACAACCACACAUGUGCCAGAGAAAUCCCUGACCUGGUGCAGCAUAAACUGGAUGAAGUUCUGGAGCCGGUCAUGAUUCCGGAGCGCAAGAUUCGUUCAGUCUCUCCUCAUUUUGAUGACAUUCACAACAGCACUGCCUCCACCAUCAACUUCGUCAUCUCCCAAGUGGCCAGUGGAGACAUUAACACCAGUAUCCAGGCCUUGGCACAGAUCGAUGAGGUCUUGAGGCAGGCGGACAAAGCGGAAGCCAUGUCUGGACACAUCGACCAGUUCCUCAUCGCCACCUUCAUGCAGCUGCGGCUCAUUUACAACACGCACAUGGCCGACGAUCGGCUCGACAAGAAGGACAUCUUCAAACUCUACAGCUGUAUCAUAGGAAACAUGCUUUCUCUGUUCUCGAUGGAGAUUCUGGCACGGGAGGCCUCCAUGGGCGUCCUGAAAGACCUGAUGCACGGUCUCAUCACGCUGAUGUUGGACUCUAGAGUGGAGGACAUCGAGGAUGGACAGCAGCUCAUUCGCUCCGUCAACCUGCUCGUGGUUCGAGUUCUAGAGAAAUCCGACCAGACCAACAUCCUAAGUGCUUUGCUGGUGCUGCUGCAGGACAGUCUUAUCAGCACCGCCGGUUCCCCCAUGUUCUCUGAACUUGUCAUGAAGUGUCUAUGGAGAAUGAUCCGUUUCCUGCCGCAGACCAUCAACAGUAUUAAUCUGGACCGCAUCCUGCUGGAUGUGCACAACUUCAUGAAGGUUUUCCCUAAAGAGAAGCUCAAACAGCUGAAGAGUGACGUUCCCCAUCGGACGCUGAAGACACUGCUGCACACGCUCUGCAGGCUCACUGGCGCGAAGAUAUUAGAACACAUGUCCAUGAUUGAGAACCGCAACGAGUCGGAACUGGAGGCUCACCUAAGGCGGGUGGUCAAGCAUUCGGCAAACCUCUCCGGACUCAAGUCCGACAAGUGCUCAGAGAAGGGCGCCCUCAGAUCGGAUGACAAAGUGAUCAUGGCCAAAGUGAGCGACAUCCUGUCUGAGAUCUUCAAAAAGAUUGGCUCCAAAGAGAACACUAAAGAGGGUCUGACGGAGCUGUAUGAAUACAAGCAGAAGUACUCUGACGCAGACCUCGAGCCCUUCUUGAGGAACACGUCCCAGUUCUUCCAGAGUUACGUGGAGCGAGGACUCCGCAUGAUUGAGUCAGAGCGUGAAGGAAAAGGCCGAAUCCAGACCUCCACAGUAAUCCCUCAGCACAGCACAGACUCAUAUUUGCCGAGCUCCAGCACUGUGCCCAUCAGCAGUAACGGAGAAGAUAUGAAUGCCGCUGCCUACUACGAGAGACUGAAGAUCUUACGGCAACGGCGCGGCCUUGAGAACUCAACGCCGGAGGAAGACCGACCUCCUCUCAGCUCCCUGAGACCGUCGGUGGCCUCCUCCACAGACAUGCUCCACAGCAAACUGUCCCAGUUGAAGGAGUCCCGCGAGCACUUCCAGCAGGAGCAGUCCCACUCCCACAGCCCCACCCGCUCCUCCUCCCCCGCCUCCAACCUCGACGACCUCAAAAAGAGGCUGGAGAGGAUAAAGAGCAACCGCCAGUAGAUCAGCGCCUCGCCUUCAUAUGCUAACGCACUAGAUAGUCAGCUGACUUCCCCAAACUCCACCAUCCCAACGUUUUUCAGGGUAAAUGCGUACAUGGAUUACAAUAAUGCAAAAUAGGAUGAGGAAAUCGAAAUAACUCGGUCUGUCUACAUUGUAUAAUAUUAAGCAAACUUUUUCUGUAAGUAUUGUGCACAGUUGUUUUUGUACAUACAGUGGCUAACCACACUAGGCUUAUACGUGUCCUUUAGGGUUUUCCGUGUACAGUUUUCCUGUGCAGAAUGCUGUAAUGUGUAACUGACGCUUGUUUUGUUUUUUUUAUAGACAUUUUAGAGAAAUCUAAAUUAAUGCUGCUUUCACUUGGUCUCAACUUCUAUCUGUUCAAAACUGUUUGCCAUUUUUGCUGUUUUCUUUCUCAUUCUUCCAAGCAUCUCUGAAGCUCUCAUAACUUUUGAAGGAUUGAUUCCUUUCUUUUAAGGAGCAUGGCAUGAAGUACCGGAUCUUUCUUUAUGUAAAUAAAGUUUGCAUUACUAAAGGCUGUUAAUUCCAUUUUUCUUUUAAUAACGUUCCCAACAUUUUGCACUCUAGUGGAAUGUUGGUUAUUGAUGCAUUGUUUUGUAUUAUCCAACUGGGAUUAAUGUUGAAGUGUUGCUAUUAAGUUUAAGUGUAUAAUCUAUAGUAAAAAUGUCAAUAAAGGUUUUUUUUUUUUUAAUCUAAUUUAACGAACUAUACAUUGAUGCUCUUCUGAAUUUUUACUUCAAGGGG